Messenger RNA from Miscanthus lutarioriparius, 1425 nucleotides. The record is from the annotation of a GenBank genome assembly. Lineage: Eukaryota; Viridiplantae; Streptophyta; Magnoliopsida; Poales; Poaceae.
AUGGACGCGGUCUGCGCCCGGCUCGCGGUGAUCGGCGGGUGCCGGCUCGCGGUGACCGGCGGCGCGGUCAUGCUGACAGGCUGCAAGGCCGAGCGUUUUGUACUCGAGAGCAACCCCGGCGGCAUGAACGGCUGGUGCAAGAAGUGCGUGGGCCUGGUGGCGGCGUGCAUGAGCGACGGCAUCACCAAGAAGUUGCGCAUAGAGGCCAAGGUUUCCAUCUCGGCGUGUGGCGCGCUCAUGACGCCGCCUCUCCUCCGCAACAGCGGGCUCAAGAACAGGCACAUCGGCCGCAACAUUCACCUGCACCCGGUGCCUAUGGCGUGGGGCUACUUCCCGGAUGGCAUGCCGGAGGCAGCCGCAGAGCUCAGUGGCAAGUGCUACGAGGGUGGCAUCAUCACGACCAUGCACCGCGUCACCGCUUGCAGUAUCAUCCAGACGCCAACGCUGGGGCCCGGGUGCUGGGCUUCGCUGAUCCCCUGGGAGUCCGGCCGCGACAUGAAGGAGCGCAUGCUCCGGUACGCGCGCACCGCGCACGCCUUCGCCCUGGUUCGCUACCGCGGCGCGGGGCACAUGGACGGCGAGGGCCGCGUGCGCUGCGCCCCGAGCCGGGAAGACGUGGAGGAGCUCCGCAACGGGCUGCGCCAGGCGCUGCGCAUCUUGGUGGCCGUCGGAGCGACCGAGGUGGGCACCCACCGCAGCGACGGGCUCCGGCUGCGGUGCGACGGCGGCCUCCGCGACGAGGACCUGGAGGCGUUCCUCAACGAGGUGACCGUAGGGAAAGGCCCCAUGCUCCCGGGGACUGACACGUGGGCGCUCCAUUGCUCGGCGCACCAGAUGGGCAGCUGCCGGAUGGGGUCCAGCCCGAAGGACGACGCCGUGGAUGGGCGCGGCGAGAGCUGGGAGACGGAGGGGCUGUUAUUUGCAAAUACCCAAGAAGAAAGUUAUAUGCACAUGGACUUGAUCUUAAAGAAUUAUUAUGCUGUCUUGGGUUGGAAAUAUAUCAUCACAGAAACAAAAGGCAGCCUGCAAAGCCUUUCUUUUAUUUGUAAUACAGAGAUUAUGCAGGGUGCUGAGUUUGAGCUUGAUAGCAUCAAGAAAUUGUCAAAGGAGUCUGCAGAAGCAAAUGAAUUGGCCCUUGCAGGUGCCUGUCAAUUUUCACUGUUGGAUAUGUGCAUUUUCUUCUCCUUUUAUGUAAAACUGUUGGGUGACAAGAUAGAUGAAGUCGUCAAAGAAUGGGAUGCCCAGAAGGAGGGGUUCUACGAGAGAACAGGAUUAUCCCGUGGCGAUCAGCUCAUGGUGAUUGACAAUGAUGAAUCGGGAGUACCAUAUCACGACGGAUCCCGUGGCAAUAAUCAGCUCAUGGUGAUUGACAAUGAUGAAUCAGGAGUACAAAAUCACGAGGGCGAUGAUUUUGAUGAGAGUUAG